ACCAAUGUUGUAAGGAGCAAAGUCUGUUUGCAAGGCAGUUCAGUGUGAAACAAUGAGAAAGCACUCCAUGUGGAUAUGCAACAUUUCUUUACGAGCACUAAGCAACAUGCCCUAAACAACUUUUCCUUUAAAUUACCUGGACAUUUUAAAGUUGUCUAGUAUGGGAAAACAACUUAUAGUUGCUUAUGGUCUGUGGGCUAUAGGUGGUCCGCUUGGACUACACCACAUAUACUUGGAACGGGACAGCCAUGCUUUACUUCUGAUGCUUACUUUAGGGGGAUUUGGUGUAGGGUGGACGUGGGACUUUUGGAAAAUUCCUGGACUUGUAUCCGAAUUCAAUAAACAAGAGCGGAAGAAAACAAGUAAAUUGAAGAAUGGAAUACCACCUACAAGUAUCCUUCAGUUCAUGGCACAGGUAACCACUGGCAUUUAUUUUGGUCUAGCUGCUGCCAUCGGACUAUCCACUCUUACAAGUUAUUAUGUGUUAGCCCUGCCACUCGCAGUUGGUUUGGGAGUACAUCUUGUGGCUAGUGUAGGCGAGAAAACCUCUAAGCUGCAAAACACAUUGGUGGCUGCCUUUUUGACAUCCCCAAUCUUUUACGGACGUGCUAUUUCCAUGAUCCCCAUAAGUCUCGCUGCCAGUAUUACUUCUCAACAAAACCGUCAUUAUCGGCUGCAUGAACGACAGCAUGAAAACCUCAGCCUUCGUCUAUAUCGUAUUGGACUGGCCUACCUAGCUUUCACUGGCCCUCUGGCUUACAGUGCACUGCUUAAUACAAGUCGGACCGUGAGCUAUGUGGCUGAAAGCAUCGGGGCCCUGCUUAAUUGGCUGAGCUUUUUCCCCAGCCUCAGUGCACUGAUGGAAAAGAUUCUCCUCCUACCAUACAGGAUUUGGGGGCUGUUUACAGGAGGGGGAGGAUUACAUCACCAGUACUUCAAAGAGUGGGAAAAGAUCUACGAGUUUGUGGCCAGCUUCCAGAAUGAAAAGGAAGAAAUGGCCUGCAAGAUUCUAGGAGUGUCUCCUGAUGCUGCCAUUGAGGAAAUAAAUCACCAUUAUCGGGAUUUGGUAAAGCUUUGGCAUCCAGAUCAUAACCGACACCGUCCAAUAGAAGCUGAGCAACAUUUUAUUGAAAUACAGGCCGCUUAUGAGACACUCACGCGCCUCCAUAAAAUGAAAGAUCGUGCACACUGAUAUAAAGUAACUGCUAUAAAAAGUCAGUUUUAUCAUAAAGAUGUCUCUUCAAAUUCAUAUAGUUUAAAAUGAGAUUUCAUUUACUGUACUGAGAUUGCAGGCCUUUUCUGAUCGGUGGCUAUGGGCUAUGCUGCAUAUGCAUGGAAAUGUUUGAUAGCCAGCUGUUUUUAACUGCUAGAAUCCACACGAUUAGCACACUUCCUAAUCUUCAUAGAAGUUAUCAUUUUUCAUCAAUGAAAUGAUAUAUGAGGGGCUAGUGUACUAUACCAUAAAUCACUCCUUACAGUUCUGCAACCAGACCGGAUUGUGGAAUAUUGCAAAACUUAAAAAGCUGCUCUUUUAAAUAAUAAUUCAGCUGUUUUAAAUUGAGAACUGACCUUGAAUAAAAUGGCAAUGUGUACUUGUCU
Messenger RNA from Rana temporaria (common frog), 1599 nucleotides. It is a transcript of the gene DNAJC22, whose product is annotated as DnaJ heat shock protein family (Hsp40) member C22. The record is from RefSeq and is a predicted model, not a curated record. The transcript has 2 exons. Gene Ontology annotation, cellular component: plasma membrane; early endosome. The coding region runs from base 161 to 1192 and encodes 343 amino acids. Gene Ontology annotation, biological process: endocytosis. Lineage: Eukaryota; Metazoa; Chordata; Amphibia; Anura; Ranidae.